UGCAUACUAAAAUACACAGAAGUAAAAUGAAGUUCUAGUAACAUUGUGAGUCAACUAAACGCUCCUUCUUCCUUGAUAUACAUCCUCCUUCCUUGAUAUACAUCUCUCUUGCUUUAUUCCUCUCACUUAUCAAUGUGGACACGAGUAUUUCAGGAAUAAUGCUGCUCCGUCAGAAUUUUCUCAUCAUUCUUGUGUUCUUUGGGAUGGUAUUGAGUGGGCUCGUGUACCUGAACAAUAUCCAGAGAAGCUGCAAUCAGCAGAUAAUAGAGCAAGUCGUCAUCAAGCCAAAAUGGAAGCAAAAGACCUUUGGAUUGCAGUCAUCGCCAGGCUUGUUGUACAACCAGCCGAGUGUGUUGGUAGGAAGUCGGGCGGAUGUUGCUUCUGUAUCAUGGUUAGCUCCAAUCAUUUGGGAGGGAACCUUUAACCCCAUACUGAUCGACUCUAUCUACAAACAACACAAUCUCACCAUAGCAACCACAGUCUUCGCUUUGGGAAAAUACACACGUUUUGUUAAAGAUUUUCUGGAGUCAGCAGAACAGCAUUACUUUGUUGGAUUUCGAGUGCAUUACUACUUGUUUACAGAUCAACCAGAAUCGAUUCCUGAGGUGAAGAUGGGUGAAAACCGUAAUUUGACAGUUCUAAAGAUCCAGAGUUUGAACAGAUGGCAGGACAUCAGUAUGAGCAGGAUGGAAAAACUGGAAAAACUAAUAGAGAAUGAACUGGCCAACGAGGCUGACUAUAUUUUCUGCCUUGACAUAGAUACAAAGUUCUAUGGCCGUUGGGGUGUGGAGUCUUUGGGUCGUCUGGUAGGUGUGAUUCAUCCUUGGUUGUUUGACGCUCCAAGGGAUCGAUUCACAUAUGAGCGUAGACCAGAGUCUCAAGCAUACAUUCCAGCUGGGGAAGGUGAUUUUUAUUAUGCUGGUGCUGCAUUUGGUGGCUCAUUAGAAGAUGUACAUCAACUCACCAAAACCUGCAGGGAGAAGCUGCUCAUUGAUGCUGCAAACUCCAUUGAGGCAGUAUGGCAAGAGGAGUCUCACUUGAACAAGUAUUUCCUUUUGAACAAACCUAGUAAACUGCUCUCUCCUGAAUAUAUGUGGAGGGACAUCAAUGAAAAAGCAGCCCAAAUAAAAGUAAUUCGCUUCUCUAAUGUAGCUAAAAACUACUCUGAAGUUCGUCCAAACCCAUAGCAACUGUUGCCACUAUUUAACUAAAGUGACAUGGUUUUUUUCUCACAGGCCUUCCAUAAGACAUUGUGAAUCUGUUAAUAUGUAAUACUGGCAAUAAGGAAGUCGACAUCUGCCACCAAGAAAUGGAUAAUAACAGACAUAUGUGUCAGUACAAUGUGUACAAGAAAGAUGUUUGAGUACAAUGUGGCAUCAGAAACAAUAUAUGGCAAAAAAAUGUUUGAAUAAACACACAAAAUGAA
Carassius auratus (goldfish) is the source of this 1426-nucleotide messenger RNA. RefSeq names its product globoside alpha-1,3-N-acetylgalactosaminyltransferase 1-like. The transcript is spliced from 7 exons. Gene Ontology annotation, biological process: carbohydrate metabolic process. Gene Ontology annotation, molecular function: hexosyltransferase activity. Lineage: Eukaryota; Metazoa; Chordata; Actinopteri; Cypriniformes; Cyprinidae. The record is from RefSeq and is a predicted model, not a curated record. Gene Ontology annotation, cellular component: Golgi apparatus; vesicle; membrane. Bases 159 to 1187 code for a protein of 342 amino acids.